Molecule: messenger RNA, 2970 nt
Organism: Durusdinium trenchii
Lineage: Eukaryota; Dinophyceae; Suessiales; Symbiodiniaceae
Source: the annotation of a GenBank genome assembly
AUGCCUCGUGCUGUCCUCACGGAUGCUGAGGGCACUAGGGCCUUGGAAGCGGCAGGCACGGACCUCAAGUAUCUGCUGUCAAGGCACGAGGUGAGCAUUGACAACCAGAAGUUAUUUUUCCAUCAUGGUGUUACAACACUGGAGAAGCUGUCGAAUUUUGCGAAGGAUCGUGAGGAUCUUACAGCAGUGUUGAAAGAACAUUGGGAGUUGGACUCGGAGAGGACACUGGAUGAGAGAGUUCAGGUGGCUGCCAUAGUGUGCGCAUUCAGCAAUGCAAAGACGAGGAGCCAGCGAGCGGCAGAAGUUGAUGCCGAGUACGACUCACUCCAGUGGUCACGCCCGGUGGUGGCAGGGGAAUGGGCAGCUAUGCGCUCAGCAUUGGAGAAGCGCUACGGCUACCUGGAGGACAAGAUAUACCCUGCGAAAGAAUAUGUUGAGAAGAAGUUGGCAGAGGUUGAAAGCGGUGAAUACCGUGCCGAGGAGCUCACGGAGAUCGUGUCAAAAGAAGAAAGCGAGCCGGAGACUGUGGUGCCCAUCUGGGACUCCAAGGGCCGAUUGGCCAUGAAGAAAGGCUCGACGAAAGUACAGGAACCGGCGAACGCCGAAGAACUUCGAAAGAGAUUGACAGUUUGGAAGAACGCCAUGGUCAUGAUAUCACUGAAGCACUCCAACAGGCAUGAGCUGCAAGGCACAUGGGAGGAGACCGUGGAGCAGUACAAGGACUACCUGUUGGGGGAUUAUGUGUAUGGACUCUGUGCGAAGGAUGCAGAGGGUCAGACGUUUGCUGCACCACCCUGGAAGCUGAUCAUCGCCUACGAGAAAGCCUUGAAGCGCCAAUUUGCUUGCAGUCAACGGGUGGGCUUGAUGGAACAACCAGAGGAUUUGGGGCGCACCUCAAAUGAUAGAAUACCUGGACAUCAGCCAGCAUCCAUGUGGCAAUUCGUUCAAUUCGAACAACUCCUGGCAAUGCAGGGAGUCAAAACAGUGGUCUUCGCACAGCAGGACUUUGGCACUUCAUCGCCCAAGCCCACAAGGUUUCUGAUGCGGCUAUUUGCACCAUUGCAUCCAGCCAUGCAUGAAGGGCCACCACAGUUUGAUGGCAAUGGUUGGUAUUUGGGGCCACUUCCUCGCCGUUCAGGGGGCGCCCCUCUGAUCGGCAAGCAUCAGGGUGUUUUCAAGACGGCCAAAUCUGCAGCUUGGCCUCCGGCACUUUGCCGGUGGACUGCAUGGGCAUUGCUCACCUCCUUUUUGCAAGAGUGGUCUGGGGGGAGUGAGUUUUCGAAGAAGAGAAAGGCAGAGGACGACCUUGGUGCCCAGAAGAAAGCACAGAAGAAAGGGUCAGAGGGGGCGGUGCCCUAUGGACCCACCGGUAGCGGGGGGAGAAGGCCCUCCGCGCUGUUGCAGGUGGAAAGGGUUGGACGCCCCAUUUCACGAUGGAGGAGGACUGGCUUCACCAGGGAGGUGGCGCUCAGACAAGAGGAAGAGGUCGAGACGGAGGCUUUCAGGAUGGCAAAGGGAGGAGAGAGCUUUCGCUUGGUACGUGACGAGGCCUUCUUGAGGAAGAUUAGACAGGUGCUGGGGGAGAAGUUGGACAUCCCAGUGCAGUCGGAGCCGGAGGCGGGGCAGCCCUUUUUCCUAGACCUUCUGAAAAGGGUCCUGGAGAAAGCGGGGGAUCCAGAUUGGGAGUUCCUUGAGGAAGCCAAGACGGGGCUGCCCGUGGGAGUGCUAGGUGAUCUACCCCGCACGCCCAAGAUCUUUGAAGAGCAGUUGAGGUGGAAUCUUGAAGGAGAAGACUGGGGUGAAGCGGUCUGGCAGAAGAGCAACUAUGUUUCUGCUGAGGAGCAUGAAAGAUAUCUUGUAGAGCAUCUCGAGCAGGAGGUGUCUGAAGGCCUGAUGGUGAAGAUGUCAGAGGAAGAGUUCAUUAGGACUUUUGGGCACAAUCGUGCAGUGGCAGCACUCGCAGUGUUGGUGGAGGACGAGUUGACUGGCAAGAGACGGGUCAUCCACGAUGGCACGCACGGCGUCAAGGUGAAUCACCGAAUACGAUGCCGAGACAAAGUGCGGAUGCCGGGGCCGAGGGAGAAGCGUGCCCUCCUUGAGGAGUACGAGGAGGAACACUUGACAGUCCUGUCAUUGGUGGGUGACUUCGCCAAAGCCCACCGCCGAUUCAAGUAUCGGCGGGAGGAGCAGGGCUUCCUGGCUUGUAAGGCAGCUUCGAGAUCGGAGGUGGUCUACGUGAACCAAGUGGGCACCUUUGGGAUAGCUUCAACACCCUAUUGGUGGGCAAGGCUGAGUGCUGCGCUCAUGAGGGCAGUUUACUGGGUGUUAGGUCCGAGCUUUCCGAACGACAUGCUGCUGUACGCUGACGACUUGGAGGUGUUGACAGUGGGGCGUGUUGGGAGGAUUGGCGGAGUUCUGGCAUUUUCCUUCAUGGCCGCCCUGGGAGCGCCCUUCAAGUGGUCAAAGCAGAGGGGAGGUCUCAUCACAGAGUGGAUUGGUUUGACAACCGAUUACAAGCUCUAUGCAAUGGGUAUUUCCCAGAGGAGAUCGGCAUGGAUCGUUGAAUGGGUUGGUUCGUUGAGGGCAAGGAAGGAGGUCACAUACAGAGAGUUUGCUGCUGGCCUGGGGCGAUUGGGCUUCACUGCAUUGGCAUUACCAUGGGAGAAACUUCUCCUGGGCCCCCUGUAUGCCUGGUCGGCUGCCAUACAGUCGAACAAGGGCGCAAUGACUAUUCCAUGGGCAAUACAGUUCAUCCUUGACUGGAUUGCGCAGAGGCUGGGAUCAGAUGGCAGGCUGGAGCAAGUGAGGAGGCCCCGGGGCACCGCGAGGGCACCUUUGAGGAUUUGGACGGACGCCAAAGCCACGGAGAGCGAUGCCUGGAUUGGCGGAUGGCUGGAGGAGAGCCCAAGCAGCACUGAAUGCCGGUGGUUUUCCUUGAAGAUCACGGAAGUGAGUGCGCCCUGGCUUUAA